AUGGCUACCCCUAGUGUCCUAGCUUUUGACGCUGAGGGUAGGGCCAUUGACUUUGACGUCUGGGUCGACGACCUGCAGCUUUUCUUACAGUGCGAUAGGGCAGACGGCCUCUCCCUCUUUGACCUCACUUCUGGUGCCUCUCCUGCCCCCGCUGCUGAUGGUGACGCCACUUAUAAGAGUGCUCAGACCUUGUACGAUGCUGUAGUUGCACGCUACUCCUCCCCUUCCACUGCUGCACUGAGCCGCCUCAUGCUACCGUACCUCUUCCCUGACCUUACUGCCUUUCCCACAGUCGCUGACCUCAUUACGCACCUCCGCACUAGUGACACUCGCUACCGUGCUGCGCUUCCUGCUGAGCUCUGUGCCAAGAACCCCCCCCCCCCCAUGUACAUCACCCUCUACUACAUAAUCACCCGGCUCCCUGACUCCCUUCGCGUAGUCAGGGACCACUUCCUCUCAAUUUGCCCCACCACUCUCACCGUUGACCUCCUCGAGAAGGCCCUCCUAGCAGCAGAGAAGAGCAUAGUCGCUGUAGGAGCCUCUCGUGGUGACCCUCGCACCCCCAUCUUUGAGGGGUGUUCCCCCUCCCCUCUUUUGCCCUCUGUUGCCUCUGCUGCUGCGGCCGACCUUGUUGGUUUGGAGUCGGUCGGUGCGGCGUCUACCCCUAGCAAGAAGCGUCGCCCUGGCAAGGGCAAGGAGGGCAGGGGCGCUGGAGGAGCUAGCGGGGGCGGUGGAGGCGGCGGUGGAGGCAGUGGAGGGGGUGGGGGUGGUGGUGGGAGUGGUGGCGGGGGUGGAGGUGUCGGCGGCGGCAGUGGAGGCGGAGGCGGCGGCGGCGGUAGCGGCAGGAGCGGAGGUGGUGGAGGUGGCGGAGGUGGAGGAGGCGGUGGCGGAGGCGGAGGAGGAGGAGGUCGUGGCUCUUCGCAGAGGAAUGGCUCCGGUGGUGGUCAACGCCAGCAGCAGCAGCGCAGUCGGGAGACCCUGUCCCCUCAGCAGCUCCGUGAGUGGUACGCUGCACGCCAGCGGGGUGGGGGUACUGGUCCGUGCACCUACGUUCUGCGCACCGGCGACCGUGCGGGUGAGCAGUGUGGGGGUGCGCACCCCACCCAGCGCUGCUUUGGCUGCCUGAUGGACGCUUGGCGUCACCAGUUCCCUGAGGCCACUGAGAUCCCUCGCUGGGGCGAGCUGUCUAGGGCAGGGGUAGCUAUCUUUGACCUUGACUUUGAUGCUAUUCUUGCUGCUAUGUAUUCUGUGUCUAUUAGUGAUGAGGGUGACUGCUACCGGUGUUUCCCGCCCGACCCGGGCAUUGAGACUGCUGCUCUAGGUGCUGUCCCCUAG
Molecule: messenger RNA, 1335 nt
Organism: Closterium sp. NIES-65
Lineage: Eukaryota; Viridiplantae; Streptophyta; Zygnematophyceae; Desmidiales; Closteriaceae
Source: the annotation of a GenBank genome assembly